UAAACCAGUAACAAAACAACAACAUAAAAGUCCAUAGCCUCUCGUCACUUUUAAACCCAAUAACACCAAACCAAAAAUAAUGGCGGAGAUUGUAUUCUCUAAGCUCUCCGACGAUGUGAUUCUCACCAUAUUCUUCAAACUGGAGGAUGACCCAAGAAACUGGGCCCGCCUGGCCUGCGUCUGCACUAAAUUUGCUUCUCUGAUUCGUAAUAUUUGCUGGAAGGACAAGUGCUCCAGGAGCAUGCCCGGCCUACUCGCCGAUCUCCUUGCCUCUGAUUCAGCCACUCCACCCGACCUUUGGUCGUCCCUCAAUAAGCUUUCCGUUUGCUGCCCUGGCCUCCUUCACUCUGGCCUUUUGUUAGAGAACUCAGAUUUCGGCCUCGAGCGUGAACUGGGCCCAGAUGCAAAUUAUCAAAAUUCUACGACGAUCCAAUCAGCCACUCCAUCAACCGACACCGGCUCGAGCAAUCUAGAAUCUGGGACUUCUGCUGAUUGUUCGUGGUCGCUUUUUGACGAUCUUUAUUUUGACACUGUUUAUAAUAAUUCCGAGGCUCAAGAUGAUGCUGUGUUUGUUGUUGAUGACGUCGCAGAUUGUGUGGUAGAAGCGGGUCUCGACAUUUCUUCUGGUAAAAAGAGGAAAUUGGGUAGUAGAUCGUCUAGGUCGCAUUUGGCAUCCGGGGUUUGGAAUUUGAGUCGUGAACAAGGCAAUAAACUUCUUGCUAGUAGAUUUCGAGGGGAUUGUUUGUAUAUUUCUGAUUGGCCGGGUUGUGUUCACUUCGAAGAGAAGCGAAAUUACAUGCUUUUUAGAGGCAUUUUCAAGAACUUUAAGUUCUCCCGUGUUUGGAGAACCUUAAACGAUGGCAAUCGGAGCAAAAUUGAUAUUAGUUGCGCAUUUUGUUCGUGUAAAGAGACCUGGGACUUGCAUUCUGCUUUUUGUCUGAGAAGGUUUUUUGGGUACCAUGAUGAUGGCGAGCCUGUUGUUAGAGCUUAUGUUUGUGAAAAUGGCCAUGUUUCUGGGGCCUGGACAGAGUUGCCAUUGUACACUUGAUGCUUUUUUCACUUGCUUGGAUUGGCGAUCUUGUGAAUUAUCAUGCAGCUUAUUAAGAUAUCAAUUAUCUGUUACUGUGUUUUCUUGGAUUCAAUGAUAAAUUUCUAGUAAAAGAUGGAGUAAUGAAAAUAUGCAGGCUUGAAGGUUUUAGGAGCCAAACAGUUUAUUUAUACCUUUGAGGCAGUAUUGCUAGUGCAUUAUCCUUAAUAAAAAUGCUGAUGAGUGCAUCUUUGUCCUGUUUUUAUGUUUGUAAUUUGUGCAUUUCACUUGUAAGUUUAGCUUCAGAUAUUAAAAUUCAGUUUUCUGUCAA
Mangifera indica (mango) is the source of this 1358-nucleotide messenger RNA. Its product is annotated as phytochrome A-associated F-box protein. The coding region runs from base 80 to 1048 and encodes 322 amino acids. The record is from RefSeq and is a predicted model, not a curated record. The transcript is spliced from 2 exons. Gene Ontology annotation, molecular function: protein binding. Lineage: Eukaryota; Viridiplantae; Streptophyta; Magnoliopsida; Sapindales; Anacardiaceae.